Molecule: messenger RNA, 5505 nt
Organism: Gavia stellata (red-throated loon)
Lineage: Eukaryota; Metazoa; Chordata; Aves; Gaviiformes; Gaviidae
Gene: TMEM245
Product: transmembrane protein 245
Exons: 18
Coding region: 1-2664 (887 amino acids)
Source: RefSeq, a predicted model, not a curated record
AUGGCUGACAGCGGAGAGCCCCCGGCGGCCCCGGCCGCGGCCCCUCCGGGCUCGCCGGCGCAGAGGCGGCGGCCGGGCGGCUCCCCCAGCGCGGGUGGCGCCGGGGCGGAGGGCGCGGCGGCGGCGGCGGCCAUGCCGCGGCUGCCGCUGGGCGGCCCGGGCGGGGCAGCGGGGAUGUCGCUGCCGCGGCUGGAGAAGCCGAUCAAGCAGGCCUUCUACAACACCGGGGCGCUGCUGUUCGCGGGGCUGUGCUGCGGCGCCGCCGUCCUGGUCUACUUCAUCCUGGAGGCCUUCCUGCGGCCGCUGCUCUGGGCCGUGCUCUGCGGCACCUUCCUGCACCCCUUCAAGAGCUCCCUGACGGCGCUGGGCCGCCGCUGGCUCGGCCGCCUGCACCGCUCCCGCACGCCCGUCCUGCUGGCCGCCCUCCUCCUCCCCAUCUGCUUCGCCAACUACGGCGUGGAGGCGCUGGGCGAGCAGGUGCUGCGGCGGCGGCGGCUCCUGCUGCUCCUGGGCGCCGGGGGGCCGCUGCUCUACGGGCUCUACUGCCUGGGCAGCUCCCUGGGCGUGCAGGUGCUGCUGGCCCAAGCCGCCCGCCUCAUCUGCCAGGGGCUGGACUACUUCAGCAGCCAGUGGAUAUGGACGUUGGUGGUUGGUUACCUGCUGAUGGUUUCAUUCAAGUGGACUAUAAGCACUGAACGUUACUUAAAAGCAAUCUCUGUCCCUGUCUGGAUUAUGCUGCUCUUUCACUUAGCUUCUGUGGCAGGUUCCUGGAGAAUUCCUGUGUUUCUGGUUAUAGUUGUUCUGAUGACUGUAGGCAUGUUACACGAACAGCAGAAUGGAAAGGAGUCUUCUGGGGCAGAGCUUCCUGGUCAGAUGAUUUCCAUUGCUGCUUCAACAAUUGCCAUGGCAAUUUCAAUGACGGAAGAUGAGUCCAAUAAUAAACGUUCCUCACAACCCUCAGGAUCAACAGAAGGUGAUCAACCUCCACAUGCUUCAUCAUCUUUCUCCUCCUCUUCAUCCUCUUCUGGGAGCAGACAAAGACCUGAGAUUGGAUCUUUUCUUAGAAAAAAGAAAACCAGUGAUAUUUACUUUGUUACACUUGUGUGGGCCAUUGUCAUUGUCCAGAUCUGGCUAAAUUUCUGGAUUGUGCAGCUAUUGCCAGUGCCUUUUGCAGUUUGGGCACUUAAAAAACUUGUGCUUCAUUUCGGAGUUUUGAACUUCAUGGCAAACCAUUGUAAAAGUUGGUGGCAACUUGUUGAAAAUUUUGUGAAGGAACGUCAGGAAGCUCUUGCUCCACGGCCUAUCAGAGGGCUUGGAAGAGUCAUGCUAAAGCUGGACAGUAAGCUGUGGCACUGGCUUAAUAAGAAGAUGAUCGUGUGGUUGGAGAAAAUGCUAGAUAAAAUAAUCAGCAUUUUCAUAAUAUUUUUGCUAGUGAUAGGAACCCUUCUGCUAGCCCUGCUCCUUACUGCAAAGGUACAUCAAGAGAGUGUUCACAUGAUUCAAGUCACAAGCAGCUUGAUCAAUGAGACAGUAGCCAGUCACCCAGAAUGGGCAAACUGGCUUCCAGAAGCCCAGGUUAUUCAGAAGGCACUCAAUUCAGCAGCUAAUAAUGUAUACCAAUAUGGCCGCGAAUGGAUUACACAUAAGCUCCAUAAGAUUUUAGGAGAAAAAGUGAAUAACACUGCUGUGAUUGAAAAACAAGUGCUGGAGCUCUGGGACAGGCUUUAUCACUCUUGGUUUGUGAAGAAUGUAACACAUUCUGGAAGACACAAAGGACACAAAUGGCACAUAAACCGUCAAAACAGCUGGCUUGGUGAUAUUCUGGACUGGCAAGAUGUUGCAUCAUUUGUUCAUGAUAACAUUGAAACAUUUCUUUCGAUCCUGGAGUCUCUGUGGAUAGUGAUGAGUCGCAAUGUAAGCCUCUUGUUUACUACAGUUACAACAUUAGUGACAAUCCUCUUCCAUAGUGGGACAGCUCUUCUCAAUUUUGUGCUUUCAGUGGUGAUUUUUCUGACCACUCUAUUCUACCUAUUGAGUUCCAGUGAUGAGUACUACAAGCCAGUAAAGUGGGUUAUAAGCCUGACACCUUUGUCUCAGCCAGGUCCCUCCUCAAAUAUAGUUGGGCAAUCUGUGGAGGAAGCAAUAAGAGGUGUAUUUGAUGCUUCCCUCAAAAUGGCUGGGUUCUAUGGACUCUACACUUGGCUGACUCACACUAUAUUUGGGAUUAACAUAGUCUUCAUACCAUCUGCAUUAGCAGCAAUCCUUGGAGCAGUGCCAUUUCUGGGGACCUACUGGGCAGCCAUCCCUGCAGUCCUAGAUUUGUGGCUUGUGCAAGGACAGGGAUGCAAAGCCAUUUUGCUCUUGGUUUUUCACCUCUUGCCAACCUAUUUUGUAGAUACAGCAAUUUAUUCCGAUAUAUCAGGAGGUGGUCAUCCUUACCUGACAGGUCUUGCGGUAGCUGGUGGAGCAUAUUACCUGGGACUGGAGGGAGCCAUCAUAGGACCAAUUCUACUUUGUAUACUUGUGGUUGCUUCCAACAUAUAUAGUGCCAUGUUGGUGAGUCCAACAAAUUCAGUGCCCACUCCAUCACAAGCAGCAUGGCCAUUACAGAUUUACCGGUCAUCCAGAGAGAGUCCAGAGGAGAUGAAGAUGGCUGCAGAGUGAUGAAGGUGCUGUGCUGCACCUGUUCAACAUGAGAGCAUCGCUGUCUUCUGUCUUGAGUUCACAACAGCCAUGGCCUUCUGUCCCUUUUCAGCUGUGCCUAGGGGCAGCUCACAGGGAAGCAUAGCGUGGGUUUUAGGAGAAACCACUUCUAGAACAUCUGCUGGCCUUACAUUACUGUGCACUUUGCCUCUUCAAGAGAGAAUGUCUACUUCCCAUGGCUUUGCAUAGUAACACACAGUUCAGCUGCCUUGUUGAAGACCUUGAAGACCUUCUGUCUUCAUAAAAAGAAUGGUUAAGAGGACAGGUAUAUCCACUGGAGUCAUUAUCUUCUCUGCUGAAAUUAUUAACUUGGCUUUUAUUUAUUGGGUUAUUUGUGUUAUUAAAUUGUAGUAGCUUUACAGAAAGCUAAUUCCAAAAUAUUUAUUCUCAGUUCAUCUGGUGGCAAAAAAGAUGUAAACCACUCGUUGUUAAAUGAAAGUAGAAUGUAAUUAUUUGCUGCUCCUCAAGGUAUUUCUUUAGAGGCUUUGACCAUCAUCUGUAACUUAUAAUAACAUUUAAUUAUUAUCCUUUUAUACACACUGAAACUUAAUGUUGUUGGAGACUGGUAUUUCUAAUAUCUUCCGGAAAUUAGUAGACAUGCAAAUUGUUAAAUGUAGGUUUUCCUCAUACUGAAAUAGGAGGACUUGUUUAAAUAGUUUAAAUCUUGCCCUCAUUUGCGGUGAAAUCUAAUAGUAUUUUGCUGUUUACCCGCCAUCCCAGUGGAGUCAUCCUGUCAACUAAAUUUAAUCAAAGGCCUUAAGUGUUUUCAGGCAGGGGUAAUGUACGAUUGUCACAUCUACUUCCAGUAGUAGGAAGAAGUUGAAUGGGAAUUGUUUAAUGUUGGUUUUCAAAUGCUGUGGCUGAGUUCAUUUAACUUUUCAAACAAAUUUAAGUUUAUUUCCAAAGAGGAAGGGGAGAGAGCAUGGAUUUUGUUUUAGUUUAAUUUCGUGUUUUUUCCCCUGCAAGGCUCUAGCCAAAUAUCUUAAGAAGAUAUACCUUAUAUACUAAGAUAUAUCAUAAUAAUAAACAGAGUUCUUGAUUUCCUGAAGUGUGUUGCCUAGAUCACAGCAUCAAACUACUCUAGUGCUUUUCUUCCAUACAUAAUUUUGCUUAAAUUGCAGUUUUGGUGACAAUUAAGGCCUUUUGUAUUGAUUGUUGAAAUACUUUGACACAAUGGAUCUUUAUAAAUGGAUCCUUUUUAUAAAUAGGAAGUGAGUUUUUUGGUAGAAAUUUCAUUCUUGAACAGCUUUUCCACAAAUACAGUGAGGCCCUAGGUACAAAGUAGCAGAUGCUUAACCAAAGAACCACCUUUCAGUUUCUAGUAACUUCUCUUGAAUUUAUUUCAGAGUUUGAUUGAUAAUGAGUUAUACAAAAUACAGGCAUGCCUUGCAUUUAUUGUUGACAGUAAUGCAACUGUUGGAACAAAAAUCUGUUCUUAUCUAGGGAUAAGAGUAAGGUUUGUGUACAAACAGCUCUCUUAGAUGUUUGUUUUACUUGAGUUGCAGAAGUGCUGAUGGAUUUGGAAGGCUCCUAUUUUCAUGAUAUUGCAUGUAUUUUUACAUUGUUUCUAAAACUACAUUGCCAUAGAAAGUGAUUGGAAAGUACUUUGAUACUUACUAAGCAAGAAAGUCCUGGUAUAGGUUUGCAAUAAACAGGCUGCCUAUUAAGACACAAAUAGCCUACUCCUCAGAUUCUUGAAAUUAGCUGCUGCUGCAAUUUUACUGAUAAAAUUUUGUGCUUAAAUGGGGGGUUUCAAGCAUGCUGAUUUUGCACUUGCAAACUUGCAGGUAUGUGUUUGGAGGACAGACUCAGGCUUAAUUUAGUUGUUUGACUCAAGUUCAUUGUAACACAGAAACAUCCCAUUUAAUAUUUUAAAUUCUGAAAGACCUACACAUCAGUUCCAACUAACUGAAUAGGAAGCAUGUAUUGCUUGAAUUAAGCAACUGUCCUGUGUUUUAAUUUCCUUGGUUGUGUGGAUCACACAAAAUAUUUAAUGAAACACUUUUUUUGUAGUUGUUGCUGGCUAGGGUGGAGGAUGACAAAGAAGCUGAGGCUGUACCGAAGCAACAUUCUAACCAGCCUGAAUGAAACUGCCGUGGUACUUGGGAAACUUCUUGUAUUACUUUUUUUAGUUCAGAAUUUUGCACUGAAAUGUUGUGUUCUCAUUAUAGCUUCUUGUAGACAGCAUUUAAAGAAGAUUACUGGCAAGAAAUACGCAUCUUCAAUGUAUUUCCAGUUUUCCAUUGCUCCUCUUUACUCACUGGUCAAGACAUUUCUGUUGUCCACAUUUGCUAUCCCAGUUAUUUCUGACACAAUCUUUCAGAAUCCUAUGGCACUCAACAUAGUCAUUUUGAAGUCAUUAUAAAACAUUCUUUUGUUUAAGUUUUCCUCUUCUUCCUCCCCCUUCACCUGACCUCCUUAGAUUGAAGAAGGGUCUCUGCUGUGAAGAUUAAAAUGGUAUUUUAGACACUGUUAUCUUCAAUAUGGCAAAUCAGUAAAAUCAGCUGAGAAGAUAUAUUGCUAUUUUGAAAUGUUCCUUUCCCAAUGUGAAGAAAAAUCAUUUUGUAUAGGGAAUUCGUAUCUGAUACAGUCUUGUUAGUUUGCACUGCUUUUAAAUCAGUCUUCAUAUUGAUGCAUCCUGUUUCAAAUUCAGCUAAGACUUGCCAUGAAGAACCAUCCGUAGUACAGUCUUUCUCAGUAAAUGUAGCUUAAGGAGCUCAUGCUAUGUGCCAUGCCUGAUUGAGGAACCAGUUGUAUGGUUAAUUGGUGGUACAGUAACAGUAUACUGCCGGGGAAAAAAAA